AUGCGUUUCCACCGCGAUUUCUACAAUAUCAGAAAAGUGGACACUCACAUCCACGCCGCGUCCUCGAUGAACCAAAAGCACCUCCUCCGCUUCAUCAAGAAGAAGAUCAAGACGGACGGGAAGACGAUUGUGUUGAUGGAGGGCGGCAAGCCGGUCACGAUGCGCGAAGUUUUCGAGGGUAUGGGUAUCGAUGCGUACGAUCUCUCAGUCGACAUGCUCGACGUGCACGCCGACCGCAACACGUUCCACAGAUUCGACAAGUUCAACGCAAAAUACAACCCGGUUGGAGAAUCGCGGCUCCGCGAGAUCUUUAUCAAGACGGACAACCACGUCGGCGGCAAGUAUUUUGCCGAGCUGAUCAAGGAGGUGCUCUUCGACCUUGAGGAGUCAAAGUAUCAGCAGGCCGAGCCGCGUCUCUCGAUUUACGGUAGAUGCCGGGACGAGUGGGACAAGCUGGCGAGCUGGGCUAUCAGUCACGACGUCUGGAGCACGAAUGCUCGCUGGUUGAUCCAGAUUCCGAGACUUUACGACAUCUACCGCACGCGCUCCAUGAAGAACUUUGGUGAACUGCUCGACAACAUCUUCUUGCCGCUGUUCGAGGUCACCAACGAUCCAGCUUCCCACCCGGAACUUCACCGAUUCCUGCAACAGGUCUCCGGCAUCGACUCGGUGGACGAUGAGAGCAAGCAUGAAUUUGUACACUUCGACAUCCGCACCCCGGUCCCAGAAAAAUACACCGACAAAGAGAACCCGCCGUACAACUACUACCUCUACUACAUGUACGCCAAUCUGUCGUUGCUGAACGCGUUCCGCAGAUCUCGUGGUAUGAACACGUUCGCGUUGCGCCCUCACUGCGGAGAAGCCGGCCAUGUGAACCAUUUGGUGACUGGAUUCUUGACUGCUGAAAGUAUUGCUCACGGGUUGAUGUUGAAGAAGGUCCCCGUGCUCCAAUACCUCUACUACCUCGUCCAAAUGGGAAUCGCCAUGUCCCCGCUGAGCAACAACUCCCUCUUCGUCAGCUACCAGCGAAAUCCGAUGCACGAGUUUAUGCAGAAGGGCCUGAACGUCUCGCUCUCUACGGACGAUCCCCUCCAAUUUCACUACACCAAAGAAGCGCUGAUGGAAGAGUACUCAAUCGCCGCCCAGGUCUGGAAGCUGUCCUCCUGCGACAUGUGCGAGCUGGCCAGGAACUCGGUGCUGCAGAGCGGGUUUGAGGAUAAGGUGAAAAUCCACUGGCUGGGGCCCAACUUCAAGGAGGAAGGCGUUCUCGGCAACGACAUCCACCGCACCAACGUGCCGGACAUUCGCGUCUCCUACCGCCACGAGGCGCUCGUCGACGAGUUGACCAACAUCUUCCGCAGUCGCAUGUUUUUC
Messenger RNA from Mesorhabditis spiculigera, 1374 nucleotides. The record is from the annotation of a GenBank genome assembly. Lineage: Eukaryota; Metazoa; Nematoda; Chromadorea; Rhabditida; Rhabditidae.